This is a messenger RNA of Myotis lucifugus (little brown bat), 1438 nucleotides long. Its product is annotated as rab3 GTPase-activating protein catalytic subunit-like. The record is from RefSeq and is a predicted model, not a curated record. The transcript is spliced from 6 exons. Lineage: Eukaryota; Metazoa; Chordata; Mammalia; Chiroptera; Vespertilionidae. Gene Ontology annotation, molecular function: GTPase activator activity. The coding region runs from base 56 to 733 and encodes 225 amino acids. Gene Ontology annotation, biological process: positive regulation of GTPase activity.
CGUGUGCUUUGGGGUCAAGGAGCCCUCCGGCCUCCUGCUCAGUGGCCUAGAAGAUAUGGCUGUGAUGACUGUGAUGGAGUCAGUGCUACGAGGCCCUGCCAAGGCAUUAGGGGCAGCUAAUCCAGGUUGCUGUCUGGAAGACUUUGUGAGGUGGUACUCACCCCGGGAUUACAUUGAAGAGGAAGUGAUUGAUGAAAAGGGAAACACGAUUCUGAAAGGAGAACUGAGUGCCCGAAUGAAGAUUCCAAGCAACAUGUGGGUGGAAGCCUGGGAAACAGCUAAGCCAGUUCCUGCCAGAAGGCAAAGGAGACUCUUUGAUGAUACGCGGGAAGCAGAAAAGGCAGCUGCAUUGAUCAUUGAUCUGAGUCUGUGCCUCCUCCAGGUGCUGCACUAUCUGGCAAUGCAGAAACCUGCAGACCUCGCUCGGCACCUGCUACCUUGUGUAAUUCAUGCAGCCGUCCUCAAGGUAAAGGAAGAAGAAAGUCUGGAAAACAUUUCUUCCGUUAAGAAGAUUAUCAAGCAGAUAAUAUCCCAUUCCAGCAAAGUCCUGCACUUUCCCAACCCGGAAGACAAGAAACUAGAAGAAAUCAUCCAUCAAAUUACUAAUGUGGAAGCCCUAAUUGCUAGAGCCCGCUCACUGAAAGCCAAGUUUGGAACUGAGAAAUGUGAACAAGAGGAGGAAAAGGAAGAUCUCGAAAGGCUGCAGCCAUGGCUCCACCUGAGGAGGAACUGAAGAGAAUGGGCUCUGCAGAGGAGAGAAGGCAGAACUUGGUGUCAGACUUCCCACCCCCUGCUGGCCGGGAACUCAUUCUGCGCACCACCGUGCCCCGCCCCGCCCCCUACUCCCGAGCUCUGCCUCAGCGCAUGUACAGUGUUCUCACCAAAGAGGAUUUCCGACUGGCAGGUGCUUUUUCAUCAGAUACCUCCUUCUUCUAGUUCUUCCUGGGCCACCCCAUUGUGACUUCAAAGCCAGUGCUGACCCCUUCUGUGGGAAGGAGGUUGUGCUGGUCGGAACCUGGGAGGCAUGAAGAGGGCCUGUCCAGUUGAAUGAUCAAGCGUCGUACUGGCAUCUGAAAGACUUUCUGGUGCCAAGCUUGGGAAGGGUAGUAGCUUGUGGGGUCCGAGGUCGUGGGCUUGAACUAUUGAAAGAUUUCUUCCCCAAAGAGAUGGCCCUUGGGGUGGGGUUGGGGACCAAAAAAUGCAGGAGCUCUCUGUACUCACUCUGUUGUGUUCAAGAUUGUGUUCAUUUAUUCUUUCUGUGACUGUCCCUUAGGCUGUUGCCUUGCAUUUAUAGUCUGUGCAAACACUUCUUAUUUUUAUUAGUAUCAAGUAUGCAAAGUAGAGAAUCUGUUAACUCAGAUUUCUGGGUGUUUGGGAGGUAGAAUCUAUUCCCAGAAUCUGUGUUUUUAAUAUAUUAAAUGGCAUUCUGUUUAUUCAA